GCAGCAGCUAGCCUAGCCUAUGAAGAUUCACUCAACACGGUAGGACAAGCCCAUCCACUAUUAUGCCCAGCGCCAUAGCUUCUUCACCAAUUCACCAAACACCAACCAAGUCACAAACGAUGGCUCUUGUUCAGCAGCUUCUUCUCUUCCUUGGCAGCUAGCGAUAGGAAGAGAGAAUUCAAGAUGGCUGGGGUGAGCUCUGCGACGGGGGCGAUGAGCUCCCUCAUCGGCAAGCUCGCCGCCUUGCUCACUGAGGAGUAUAAGCUGCUCGCAGGGGUCCGGAAGCAGAUCAAGUUCCUGGAGCGCGAGCUCAGCAGCAUGCGAGUCUUGCUUGACAAACUUGCGGGCAUGGAGGAAAAGCUCGACGGCACUGCCAAGGAUUGGAGAGGUAAAGUGCGUGACCUCAGCUACGACAUAGAAGACUGUAUCGACCGUUUCAUGGACCGGCUUGGCAGCGGAGACGCCAAGCCAAAGUUCAUGAAGAAAACCGCACGCCGGCUCAAGACGCUGUGGGCACGCCAUGACAUCGCGACCCAGAUCAAAGACCUCAAAGCUCGUGUCGUCGAGGAGAGCGAGCGGCGUGAUCGGUUCAAGCUUGAUGAGAUUCCAAUGAAGGUUGUGGUAAUCGACCCACGGAUAACUGCGCUCCACGAGGAGGCGAGGGGCUUGGUGGCGAUGGACGGCCCGGUGAAGGACAUGGCUGGCAUGUUGACGGAUGAAAAAGAAAAGGAGCUGAAAGUGGUGGCUAUUGUGGGAUCUGGAGGGUUGGGGAAGACAACCCUUGCCAUGGAGGUUUACCGCAAGAUUGGAGCAGACUUCCAGUGCCGAGCUUCUGUAUCGGUGUCACGCACUAUUGAUCUGGAGAUGCUCUUGAAGGAUAUCUUGUUUCAGGUUGACAUAGAUGUGUAUAGAGAGUGUCAGUCAGAGGGUUGGAGAUUACAACAAAUAAUCCGCAAAACCAAGCAGAUCUUGACCGGAAAGAGGUACUUCAUUAUUAUCGAUGAUGUAUGGAAAGAACAAGAUUGGACAUUGAUCAAGAGAGCGUUUCCUGAAAAUAAUAAUAGUAGCAGAAUUCUUGCUACUACACGCAUUACCGGUGUAGCUAAUCUAUGUUGCUCCAACUCUACUAGUCAACUCUAUCAAAUGGCACCUCUAGAUGAUGCCAAUUCUCGAAGAUUGUUCUUUCAGAGAAUUUUCAGCUCAGAUGAUCACUGUCCUGCUGAACUAGAGGAAGUUUCUACUAAGAUCUUAAAAAAAUGUGGCGGUCUGCCACUGGCUAUAAUCACAUUUGCAAGUUUGCUUGCCAGUAAGACACAUGACAGGGAUGAAUGGGAGAGACUGCAAGAUUCCAUCGGUACUGGUUCUUCGCUUGAAAAUGAUGGGAACUUAAAAGGGAUGAACGAUAUAUUGUUACUUAGUUACUGGGAUCUUCCACACCACCUGAAGACUUGUUUACUGUAUCUGUGUAUAUUUCCAGAGGACUACAAAAUCAGUUGUGAAGAACUGAAAUGGAAAUGGAUUGCUGAAGGAUUCCUUGCUCCACGAUGGGGACGUUUGGAUGAAGUAGCAGAGAAUUGUUUUAAUGAACUUGUUAACAGAAAUAUGAUCCAACUAGUGGAUGUUGAGUAUAAUGGUUCCAUGGAAUAUUGUCGUGUCCAUGAUAUGGUGCUCGACCUUAUCAUAUCUUUAUCAGAUGAUGAUAAUUUUGCCACUGUUUUAAAUGGACGUGUCUGCAACUCUUUUCCAAGCAAGAUCCGCCGGCUGUCAAUGCAAUCUACAGGCGAAGAACAUGUUCGUGCUGUUACAGAAACCAAGUUACAUCUUCGCUCACUAACUACAUUCCGGGCAAUUGAGCAGAUGCCCUGUCUUGUGCAUUUCCAUGCUUUGCGGGUGUUGGAUCUCAAAGCAUGUGAUUGGUUGGAAAACAAGCAUGUGAAAAAUAUAGGAAGUUCACGUCACCUGAGGUAUUUGCGAAUAAGGAGUACUAAAAUUACGGAGCUUCCUGGGGAGAUCGGAAAGCUGCAGUACUUGGAGACUCUCGAUUUGCGGGGUUGUAUUUCAUCAGAUCUAAGACUGCCAUCAACUGUGGUGCAGUUGAAGAAAUUGGUGCGCCUAAUAGUCUCAAGUACCACACGGUUGCCUUUCGGUGAGUUUGGCAGGUUGCAAACCUUGGAGGUCUUGGAGGAGAUAAACAUGUGGAAUACUGACGACCCAAUGAGAUUUGCAGAAGAGCUUAGGCAUCUAACAGAACUGAGAAAACUAUGUAUAUGUCUCUGGGGCUGCCUUGGCAUGGAAAAUGCAAAAAGACAAAGAUUUGUGGGACUUUUGUCGUCAUCUGUAAAUGAGUUGGGUAAAUGCAACCUUCGUUAUCUUCAUAUCGAUGACGGAGAGAUGUACGAGAGUAUAUUCUCUGACCCAUGCUGCACCUAUCCGUACCUCCAACAUCUUAAACUUGAUCCCUUUGCAUACAUUAACAUGGUUCCCAAGGGAAUGACCUCCCUCAAAAAUGUGGUGGAACUAUGCAUAGUGGUCAUGGAAUUUGAUAAGGAGGGUCUCCAUCGCCUCAUGGGCAUGCCUUCUUUGGCCCAUCUUGAGCUACAAAUAAAAGGGACGAACAACGAAAAACUGACAGUCGGUAUCAAUGGAUUCAAGCUUCUAAAGGUGUUCCACGUCGACUGUAUGACGUACGGGUAUUUCAGCCAAUUUGCACCCCAGCCGUGGCUAACAUUUGCACCAGGUGCUGUGCCAGCACUCCGACGGCUCCAUCUUAAAUUAAAUCCAAUGAAGGAGGUGGCGUCCGAUUUUUUGGCAGAAUUGGGCGUCGAGUAUUUGUCAGGCCUUGCACACCUCCAGGUCAAGAUCAAUUGUUACAGAGCAGUCCUAGGCCGGGUGGAGGCUGUGGAGUCUUCCAUUGGAAAACAAAUCGACUUGCACCCCAACUAUGAAACAAAAAUUCAUGUCAGCAGAGAGUCAGAAGAUUACAUGUAUAAGGACGACAAGGAGUGGGAAGAGGCCCCCGAAAACGAAAGAGAGGAUAGGUCAGUAUACUAUAAUACAGUAUACUAAAAUACAAUGGUGGGGUAAAGCAGGGAGGAAGACAGGGAGACGGAGAAAUGAGAGACUGGCCACCAAGGACUAGCUGCCAUAUCCUGGUAAUCAAAAUUGACGUGGUUUUACCACCUUCCAUAUGAAACCAUUAUCUAAAAUAUGUCUUGCAUUCGUCACUUUGAAAUAAUGUGAAUAUGCUGUAUAUACGUUUUGCCGAUUAUUCAACAGCAGGCGAUAGAUCGAAGCCAUGCAUAUGCAGAUAGCAAUCCUGAUUUAUUUAUUUUGCAAGUCUGCAACUGGCCACCAGCAUGGGAAUUUGCCGAGUAAUGGUAUUGAAGGUGCCGGUUUUGUGUGUGGUUUGAGCUAUUUGCCAGCCUCUCGUCCCAUUGUGUUGCUUUGAGUACAAUUGUUGCAAUUUGCAUCUUUGAUUGUGUAACACCGUCCCUGAAUUUUAUCAAUUCUCGCCGUAGCAAAAGUAUUUUUUUUAUUGUUUGCA
This is a messenger RNA of Lolium rigidum, 3544 nucleotides long. RefSeq names its product disease resistance protein RGA5-like. The record is from RefSeq and is a predicted model, not a curated record. Gene Ontology annotation, molecular function: ADP binding; ATP hydrolysis activity. The coding region runs from base 184 to 3066 and encodes 960 amino acids. NCBI's taxonomy places the organism in Eukaryota, Viridiplantae, Streptophyta, Magnoliopsida, Poales, Poaceae. Gene Ontology annotation, biological process: defense response to other organism. The transcript has 2 exons.